AGAAGAAGAGGAAGAAGAAGAGGAGGAGGAAGAGGAAGAAGAGGAGGAAGAAGAAGAGAUAGAUAUUAUAAAUCAAGAAAGUUUUGAUAACGAUGUUAAUAAUAAUGACACUGAAGAUUCAUCCGAUGACGAAGAUGAUGAAUGGGCAAAAAAAGGUAAACAUCAUAAUAAUGCUUUAAGACGUUAUAUGCAGAAAAAAGUAUAUAAAUAAAUUUCUUCAUAAAAAGAUAUUAUGACAGAUACCAAGUAUUUCCCGUCUGUAACGAAUGAAGCUUUACAAACAUAUCAAAAUAUCCAAGAAAAUAUUUAUAUUGGGUCUGCAACAGGUCGAUCUAUGGCAGAAGAAAGUAUGCCAUGUGAAUGUAAAUACGAUUCAGAAUUAGCUAAUCCCUCCGAAGCUUGUGGUGAUGACAAUACUUGUAUUAAUCGUAUGAUGUUUAUGGAAUGUAUGGUUCAAGAUUGUCCUUGUGGCCGUUUAUGUCAAAAUCGUCGUUUUCAGUUAUGUCAAUAUGCUCCAGUUGAUGUUAUCAAAACUUUAAAAAAAGGAUAUGGACUUCGAGCUUUAACUAAUUUGCCACAAAACACAUUUAUUAUGGAGUAUAUCGGCGAAGUUAUCCCACAAACAGAGUUUAUAAGACGCACUAGGGAGUAUGACACAGAAGGUUAUAAGCAUUAUUACUUUAUGACAUUAAAAAAUGAUGAGAUUAUUGAUGCUACGAAAAGAGGAUGCUUGGCAAGAUUUAUAAAUCAUUCUUGUAAUCCUAAUUGUAUUACACAAAAAUGGGUAAUUGGUAAAAAGAUGCGUAUUGGUAUUUUUACAAAUCGACAAAUUAGAGCUGGAGAAGAACUUACUUUUGAUUACAAGUUUGAGCGUUAUGGUGCAAAUGCUCAAAAAUGCUAUUGUGGUGAAUCUAAUUGUAAAGGCUAUAUAGGAGCAUCAGAUGAAAAGCAAUUAAUAGAUGAUGAAGCUUUAAAUAAUAAUGUUAAUAUCAAUAAUUACUCUUCCUCUUCUUCUGAUGAAGACGAUUAUAGUGAAGAUGAUCAAGACGAUGAUAUGGAUAUCAAACAACAUAUUUCACUCCAGCCUUUACAAGAUGCAAAUAAAGUACAAUCCUUUGUUAAACGUAUGCUAAAUUCUGUCGGUAAAUCCCGCUUAGUUAACAAAUUAUUAAUGCGUUUACAAUUGACAAAUGUGGACAAUUCGCAUGGAAGAGAGAUAUUUAAAAUAAUCCUUAGAUUGCAUGGUUUAAAAAUGUUAAAAUUCUGGUUAGGCGAAUGGAAAAAUGAUGAGAUGAUAGUAUUAAGGGUACUGCAAGUGUUAGAAAAGCUUCCUCUUGCUAAUAGGAAUGGACUUGAAGAUUGUAAAUUAUUUGAUGUCGUAGAGAAAUUUAUAGACCAUGAAAAUGAAGAAAUCAGUAGACUUUCUCGAGAUUUAUUAGACAGUUGGAAUCAAUUAAAGAGUGUUUAUCGGAUACCCAAAAGAGUGCAUGUACCUAUGAUAGAUACUGAUUUAACUGAACUGGAUACUCAUAUUAUAUAUGAAAAUAAAAGAGAAGAGGAUAUUGAUACUACUGAAAAUAUAGCAAACAAAUCAAAUAAUAUAACUUUGUAUAAAGGAAGGAAAAGAAAAAGGUCAAUAUACGAAUCUAGUCGAGAAUUUUUUGAUCCUGAUCACGAUUAUUUUGAAUAUUUUUCAAUGAAUGAAACGCAAGAAGAAAUACUAUGGAAAGUUCACUACCUUUCAUCCUUAUCACAUAUUCCUACUGCGCCUCGAGCCAUGUUAGAUUCAUCAUUAGAUAAUACUGUAUACCAUCCUUAUCAUUAUAAACAUCAAAAACACUAUUACAAAAAAUAUUCUCAGGGAAACUUUUCACAAUCAAACAAUACACCUGCUAUAAAUAAAAUUGAUAACAAUACCCUGCAACAGUCUUAUACAGACUAUUAUUAUUAUUAUUAUUCUAUGUACGAUUAUUAUACACCAGAAGAAUAUUAUUACUUAUUUCAACAGCAAUCCUCAUCUAAUUGGCAAACAGCCAUUGCUCAAGAUGGUACAACCUAUUAUUAUAAUGUAUUAACAAAUCAAACUCAAUGGGAAAUACCUGAAGAAUUGCAGCUUGCAACCAUACCCACAGCUCCUCCUCCUCCUCCUCCUCCGCCAUCACCACCACCACCACCGCCACUGUCACUGCCACUGCCACUGCCACUGCCACCACCGCCACUGCCACCAUCAUCAUCAUCAUCGUUUCCAUCAUUAUCACCACCGCCUGCCCCUACUCCAUCCUCAUCUUCAAGUAUUCAAAAAAUUGGAACCUCUAUUGAAGGUGUUGUUGUGGAUCCUGGUCAAUUAGAAGGUUUAGUAGAGCAGGCUAUAUUAGAAACAGAUGAAAAACGAAGGCUUCGUCAAAUGAGUAUAGAAGAGGAUAGCCCUAUGAGUAGCAGUAAAGGUAGUCAUCUAUUAACUCCUACAAGUGGCUCAGUAGAGGCUAGUAGUAUUCUUGAUGACACUCUUUACUUAAAUGAUAUUGAUUUAAAGAAAGAGGUGGGUAAAGUUGUGACAAAAUAUCUAAGUUCAAGGCAACAAAAACUAUGGAACGGAGAUAAACAUUUAUUUAAAGAUCUUGCUCGAAAGAUUACACAUCAUAUUGUAGAUAAAGAAUUACAAUCAGGUAGAAAAAUCAAGUCAAUAGAUAGUUCAUUGCGUGUAAAAAUUGAAAAAUUUAUUGAUGCUUAUGGAACUGAUUAUGUAACAAAAUUUAAACAAAGAAACACUAGUCUCUCUUCAAAUAGUUCCCCUUCUUCAACAUUUAGAUGAUUUUUUUUUCUUAUUAUUAUUAUGUGCUAUUAUUUAUUUUCUUUUCUUUAAAGAAGAAGAAGAAAAAAAAAAGGCUG
This is a messenger RNA of Cokeromyces recurvatus, 2889 nucleotides long. RefSeq lists its product as uncharacterized. Lineage: Eukaryota; Fungi; Mucoromycota; Mucoromycetes; Mucorales; Mucoraceae. Bases 233 to 2812 code for a protein of 859 amino acids. Gene Ontology annotation, biological process: regulation of DNA-templated transcription. Gene Ontology annotation, cellular component: nucleus; chromatin; chromosome. Gene Ontology annotation, molecular function: histone H3K36 methyltransferase activity; protein binding. The record is from RefSeq and is a predicted model, not a curated record. The transcript is spliced from 5 exons.